CUGCAGCAGGACCUUGCAGCUCUGCGGAGCCACUCGGGCUGCUGCAGCUCCCGGUGCUGGCGCUGGAGAAGCAUGACCUUCCGCAGCUUGUCUCCUAAAGCACCCCGAGCUGGUCUGCGCUAGGGCCCGCUCUUCCUGCAGGCACAGCCGGGCAGGGUGGCUGGUUACCCUCGGUUCAUGUGAGAUGCUAGAUGUCACCUGCAGAAGAAGAGAGGAGCUUACCUCUUCCAGAGAGAUGGCCCCGAGCCAGCAAAUUCGCCCUGUCAGCCUGUGCAGCGGCUGUGGCAGAACUAGUGACAUUUCCCCUGGAUCUCACGAAAACCCGGCUGCAGAUCCAAGGUGAAGCUGCCGUGCGCCGCGGCGGAGCUGGGCCGGCGGUGCCGUACCGCGGGAUGCUGCGCACGGCGGCUGGAAUCGCGCAGGAGGAGGGGGUUCGGAAGCUCUGGCAAGGAGCCACGCCGGCCGUCUACCGCCACAUAGUAUACACUGGUGUUCGGAUGGUUACUUAUGAACAUCUCCGUGACUCCGUGCUUGGCAAGGCAGAGGGUGAAAGCUUUCCUCUCUGGAAAGCUGUGGUGGGAGGCAUAUCUGCAGGUGCCGUUGGACAGUUUUUUGCGAGCCCAACUGAUCUGGUGAAGGUGCAGAUGCAGAUGGAGGGAAAAAGGAAGUUGGAAGGAAAGCCGUUACGGUUUCGGGGUGUGCACCACGCAUUUCUGAAGAUCCUGUCUGAAGGAGGAGUAAGGGGACUUUGGGCUGGAUGGGUACCAAAUGUCCAGAGAGCUGCUCUGGUGAACAUGGGAGAUCUGACCACUUAUGACACAGUGAAACAAUUCUUGCUUCUGAACACGACACUUCUGGACAAUAGUGUGACUCACAGCGUCAGCAGUGCCUGCUCUGGGCUGGUAGCAGCUGUUCUGGGAACUCCUGCUGACGUGGUCAAAACCCGGAUAAUGAACCAGCCAAGAGAUAAGCAGGGAAGAGGUCUGCUCUAUAAAUCUUCCAUGGACUGCUUGAUUCAAACUGUCCAGGGUGAAGGGUUUAUGUCUCUCUACAAAGGCUUUACACCAACUUGGAUGCGAAUGGCACCUUGGUCACUGGUAUUCUGGCUUACAUAUGAACAAAUCAGAAGGCUGUGUGGAGUUACUUCUUUUUAAAACCUUCAAUAUUCACAGAGAGGAGUCAAGAAGCUGAAUUCUCAUUCCACACGGUAGUAGGAUCACAUGCAUAGCUUGUUGCUCCAAGUCCAGUCCUUACUGUUUGGGAACAGCCAUGAUUUAAGGAUACUAUCUGAUUGUCAGACUGCUCCAUGAAAUUUAUAUUAUCCACAGGAUAAAAUUGUCACAACAACACUUCAGCUAGCAGCCAACAUCAGCUUUCCAAACCAGCAACAGGAAUAAAAAAAAUCCUACCAAGCAAACAGAACAUAAUACUGUCUGUUUGAUAAUGGAGAUGGUUUCUGUUGUUAAAGACAAGAGCAGCUUGAUCAAUGCACUGAACAAGUUCUGUGGCUAAGCAACUAUAAAAUUAUUUGGGAAUUUUUGUUGUAAACUGCAUUUGCACACAGAUAAAGAACUACCUCUCGUUAGUUUGAUGUGCCAGCAAACCAAACCUGUAGUGCUAUGUAUUUAAAAAAGAUAAAAGCAGUUUACCUGAUUCCAAAUAUGCUUUGCACAAAAAGUGGAAGGGUUUGUGCUCCUCUAACUUCCCAGAGACUACCUGGCCUCUCCACUCAACUCUUUGAGUAAAGAUCAUGACUGAAGUGCAGUCCUGUUCCCAGAAAAUCAAAAGCCUAGUUUGCUCUGCAAUGCUCGAAGGUCUCAGGAUACUCCACAGGACAAAGCUGAACUGCUUGUCCUGUGACAGUCUCGGUGCUGAUGUGCAGACUGGGUCAUUUUCCAUGGAAAUGUGCACUCUGCCCACUUUAAGUCUCGAUGGAAAUACAACGUUCUCUUCAGUAAUGCAAAAUGUUUGAUCAAGAGUGAUUUAUUUAUUUUUAAACCUAAGGCCUUCCAGAUUUCAUAGAGAAGGAGGCUAGUGCUGUUUGUCACUACAUUCACCUUUGGCAAUCAGGAGUCAAAAAUGCAGUAUCAAAAGCAGCCAUGAGUAGAUAAAACAAAGCUGGCUUUGAUUUAGUAAUAUCUAAUAAUUGAGUUAAUGUAGAAAAUGUGGCUCUGAAUAAAUACCUAGGAUUUCUUCUAGUCUUUGCAA
Messenger RNA from Onychostruthus taczanowskii (white-rumped snowfinch), 2208 nucleotides. It is a transcript of the gene SLC25A27, whose product is annotated as solute carrier family 25 member 27. The transcript is spliced from 9 exons. Gene Ontology annotation, biological process: response to cold; mitochondrial transport. Gene Ontology annotation, cellular component: mitochondrial membrane. The coding region runs from base 192 to 1154 and encodes 320 amino acids. The record is from RefSeq and is a predicted model, not a curated record. NCBI's taxonomy places the organism in Eukaryota, Metazoa, Chordata, Aves, Passeriformes, Passeridae.